Molecule: messenger RNA, 3141 nt
Organism: Hylaeus volcanicus
Lineage: Eukaryota; Metazoa; Arthropoda; Insecta; Hymenoptera; Colletidae
Product: solute carrier family 12 member 8
Exons: 10
Coding region: 419-2500 (693 amino acids)
Biological process (GO): cell volume homeostasis; chloride transmembrane transport; potassium ion homeostasis
Cellular component (GO): membrane
Molecular function (GO): potassium:chloride symporter activity
Source: RefSeq, a predicted model, not a curated record
GCUAAUACCGUUAAAAAAAUAAAAAAUGGUCGUUCUACUAUAGAACAAGACGUCACCAGUUGGUGAUAUAUUUCAAGUGGUAGACGUAAUUUAAGAGGUGGAUAAAUCGAACAAAAAUGGAUUUUCUAAAUUACGAUAUUACUGUGAAGGCCUACAAUAAUUAUUGCUUCAUUUAAGUGCAAAAAUCGUAUUCUAACCUCUAAUGAAGAUUGUCAACAAACAUUAACUAUAAAACUUGUUUAAAAGUGUUAUUUCAACAUUGAUCUAGAUAUGAAAAUAUUUAGAGGAAACUUUUUUCAUUGUCUGUUAAGUUGUUAUUUGCUACUUUUAUAAAGUCGGAAUUGAAGAAAGAAGACUGAGAUUAUUGUUAAUAAAAAAUAAUUAAUUGUACCAAGUAUUGUAUUUAUAUACAAAAAGCAUGGAGUCAAAUGAAAGAAAACAAUUACCAAAUGGGGAUGCUACGAGUAAUAGGGACAUUGAUUGGUCCAGAUAUGGUUUACAUAAUACAGAAAUACAAAGAAAUAAUGAAACACGCAGAAAUAAUGGAGAGUAUGAAGAACUUGGUCCUGAAAUGUAUCAGACCGGAGCAAACGAAUUGUUUGCUCAAGAAUACAGCUCUGAUCCUUGGUGGAAAUCAAAUUUUUUUAUCUCCCAACCUGUACUGUUUGGAACAUGGGAUGGUGUAUUUACAUCUUGUCUUAUUAACAUCUUUGGAGUUAUCGUAUUUUUAAGAUCAGGGUGGAUAGUAGGACAGGCUGGUGUUCUUAAUGCAAUACUAAUAAUCUUGUCCACAGUAUUUAUCGCAUUAGUAACAGUAUUGUCUGCUGUUGGAAUAUGCGAACGAUGUAGAGUAGAAAGCGGUGGAGUUUAUUUUUUAUUAUCGCACGUCUUAGGGUCAAGGUCUGGUGGAUCUAUUGGACUGCUGUAUUGUUUUGGACAGGCGGUGGGCUGUGCGCUAAAUGUUCUAGGUUUCGGAGAAUCUAUGGCAGGUUUGGUAGGGUUAGAAUCUGCUUGGACAGAACGCGGUUUUGCAUGCGCGGCUGUUAUCUUGUUAUCUAUUAUCAAUGUUGCUGGUGUCAAAUGGGUCAUAAAACUCCAAUUUAUUUUGUUACUAAUUUUACUUCUUGCUGGGGUAGAUUUUAUGGUUGGAAGUUUUACACACGUGAACGUUGAAGCUGGUUUUGAAGGUUGGUUGUCAGGGAAUUUAAGAAAUAAUACGUUUCCCGACUAUCAAGAUGGAUAUAGUUGGUUUACAGUUUUUGGUGUAUUCUUUCCGACGGUAACCGGUGUCUUAGCCGGGAUUAAUAUGAGUGGAGAUUUAAGGCAUCCGUCUACUGAUAUUCCUAAUGGCACACUGGCUGCUGUAGGAACUGGAACGCUUUUGUAUCUAUGCUUUAUAAUGUUCCUCGCGGCAACUUGUACUCGCAAUACACUUCUCACGAAUUUUAUGAUUGCGUCAAAGGUAUCAGCAAUCUCAGUAUUGCUGUUGGCCGGUCUUUACGUAUCAUCAUUUAGUAGUUGUUUAGGUGCUAUGUACGGCACACCUCGUGUUCUUCAGUCUAUCGCUAGUCAGAAUGUUAUACCGGGAAUGAGUUGUUUACAAAGAGGGAGAGGUCCGAACAAGGUACCCAUAUACGCAAUGUUAGUGGUUGCUAUUGUUACAUUAACAUUCAUUAUUACCGGUCAGAUUAACACACUCGCGCCAAUUGUUACGAUGCCUUUUCUUUUGACAUAUGCAUGCUUGGACUACGCGUAUUUUGCUCUUGCGCAAACAUUCGAUAUACAAUUAAUUCGAGAACAAAGGUUCCGAACACAAUCCCCAACGUUUGAUCGUAAUUAUGGCUGUGCGAGUAGAAAUAAUUCGAUAACGGAUAUGGAUAAUGAUUUAGAUAAUUUGUUUCCUGAAAGGAUAAGACAUAAAAAUCUUAUGGUAAGCAUAUACAAAUAUUUAAUUGAUUACUGUAUAACAAUGAAAAAAAUACUUGUUAAUUAUUUGCAGAGAAAUCCCAGCCUUUCCGAGAAUAAUGUUUACAUAGAUUCUUCGCCAAGUGUUGACGAGAAUGGUAGCGUUGUGGAAACCUCGGAAAGGAAAGUUCAUAUCCACAAUAAGUUAGGGAAUUGGUACAGUCCUUUGUGUAACAGAUGGCUUUCACUGUUAGGUUGCCUCGUAAAAUUGCUUAUUAUGUUUCUUGUUCACUGGGGUUACGCUAUUGCCAAUAUUGUCGUCGUUUUCCUUGUUUGGAGUUACGUGGGUCAUGCUAAUCCUGCGGUUAAGCCUGGAGUUUCAUCCGAAUUUAAAUUCUUUAACUGGCUGAAGAUGUCAUUAUUGAGGCUUAUGGGGAGAAAAGUUUAUGAUUACGAACAAAUUGUUGUUACACCAGCGCAUCCAGGUGUUGAAACAUGUUCAGCUCAAUUGAACGAAGAAAACGAAGAUUUUGCUGGCAGGCGAAGAUAUCAUCAAACAGCUACAGUCACGGGACAAUAUGUCAAUGUUGACUGAGCGCGAAAUAUGGCAGCAUAAUUAGGAAAAUUUGAUGAUGGCUAUAAUAAUCAAGCAAGAGGAAUUGUUUGAAAAUCAUAUUUAAUUUCAUACUGUACCAUACAAUGAAAUAACAGAAGAAGCGUUACAAUUUUUAACGCUGUUAACCGCACAAAAACUAGUCUAAUUGAAAAUAUUUCAUAUCGUAGGCACAAGAAACUUUUUGUAAAGUGCAACACGGUAGCCUUAAAAACGCUAGUAAUCUAUUUAAAAAAUGGGUACACCAAAUGGCUGAAUUAGACAAAGAAUUGCUAACUAACUUUUUCUAACAAUUUAUGCAACAUGUAUCUGAUGCAGUUAACAUACUGCCAGAGGCAUUUUUGAAAUGCAGGGUCCAUAUCUUCACUAAAUUAUUUUAAUAAUUGUGUCUUGUAAUGUGAGAUUAUUUAUUCUUUUAUAAUCCUACUAACGCGUAGUUAGGAUUUAAUCGUAAUAACGUAAAUAUUACAUAAAUAUAUCAGAAGAGAUAUGCCGCAUACAUUGACAUUACAAUAUCAUACUAUUUAUAACGAAUACUCUGUAAAUACAUAGCGAUAAUAUAUUUAUAUGCUAUUUAACAUUUUUAUAAGCGUCACUGCAAAGACGAGUAUAUAUUAACAAAA